Messenger RNA from Lachancea sp. 'fantastica', 552 nucleotides. The record is from the annotation of a GenBank genome assembly. Lineage: Eukaryota; Fungi; Ascomycota; Saccharomycetes; Saccharomycetales; Saccharomycetaceae.
AUGGGAAACUUCUUCAGCUCGAUGUUUGACCGUCUGUGGGGCGUCAACAAGGAGAUGCGAAUUCUGAUCCUGGGGCUCGACGGUGCGGGCAAAACUACCAUUCUGUAUAGGUUGCAGAUUGGUGAGGUGGUUACGACAAAGCCCACGAUUGGAUUCAACGUGGAAACUCUCGUGUACAAAAAUCUCAAGCUCAACGUUUGGGACUUAGGAGGACAGACCAGUAUCCGGCCCUACUGGCGAUGCUACUACUCGAAUACGGCUGCAGUGAUCUUCGUGGUCGAUUCUACCGAUAAAGAUCGUAUGGCUACCGCUUCGAAAGAACUUCACAUGAUGCUGCAGGAAGAAGAGCUGCAAGAUGCCGCGUUACUAGUAUUUGCCAACAAACAGGACCAGCCCGGCGCGCUCAGCGCCUCCGAAGUGUCCAAACAGCUCAGUCUGGUGGAGCUUAAGGAUCGUAGUUGGAGUAUUGUCGCUUCCAGUGCCAUUAAGGGCGAGGGAAUUUCUGAGGGACUCGACUGGCUCAUAGACGUCGUCCGCGAGGAACAAUUGUAG